Megalobrama amblycephala (Wuchang bream) is the source of this 2175-nucleotide messenger RNA. RefSeq names its product tripartite motif-containing protein 16-like. Gene Ontology annotation, molecular function: protein binding; zinc ion binding. The transcript has 6 exons. The coding region runs from base 70 to 1701 and encodes 543 amino acids. The record is from RefSeq and is a predicted model, not a curated record. Lineage: Eukaryota; Metazoa; Chordata; Actinopteri; Cypriniformes; Xenocyprididae.
UUCAGAGAAACUGAAACUGAAGUGUAGCUGAGUUGUUGUGUGUUUGUGUCUCUGUGUUCAUGCUGUAAAAUGGCAGAAGCCAGAUUUUCUCAGGAUGAGUUCAUGUGUUCAGUGUGUCUGGAUCUCCUGAAGGAUCCAGUGACCAUCCACUGUGGACACAGUUACUGUAAGAUCUGCAUUACAGGCUGCUGGGAUCAGGAGGAUGAGAAGAGAGUCUACAGCUGCCCUCAGUGCAGACAGACCUUCAGUCCAAGACCUGCUUUGGGUAAAAACACCAUUCUGGCUGAAAUGGUGGAGAAACUGAAGAAGACUAAAAUUCCUGCUGACUGUUACGCUGGAGCUGGAGAUGUGCAGUGUGACGUCUGUACUGGAAGAAAACACAAAGCCGUCAAGUCCUGUCUGGUGUGUCUGAACUCUUACUGUCAGAAUCACCUUGAACAACAUGAGAGUUUGUUUAAAGGAAAGAGACACAAUCUGACUGAAGCCACUGGACGACUGCAGGAGAUGAUCUGCCCGAAACACGACAAGAUCCUUGAGAUUUUCUGCCGCACUGAUCAGAAGUGUAUAUGUCUGCUGUGUACGAUGGAUGAACAUAAAAACCAUGACACUGUAUCAGUUGCUGCACAGAGGACAGACAAACAGCACCAGCUGAAGGAGACGCAGAGGUUGUUCCAGCAGAGGAUCCAGCAGAGAGAGAAAGAUCUUCAGCAGCUGAGAGAGGCUGUGGAGUCUCAUAAGCGCUCUGCACAGACAGCAGUGGAGGACAGUGAGAGGAUCUUCACUGAGCUCAUCCACUCCAUUGAAAGAAGCUGCUCUGAGGUCACUCAGCUGAUCAGAGAUCAGGAAAAGACUGCAGUGAGUCGAGCUGAAGGACGACUGGAGCGACUGGAGCAGGAGAUCAAUGAUCUGAGGAGGAGAGAUGCUGAGCUGGAGCAGCUUUCACACACACAGGAUCACAUCCAUUUCCUGCAGAGUUUCCAGUCUCUCUCAGCUCCUCCUGAAUCUACAGACGUAAAUGAUGAUCCCUUCAGUUCUCUCUCCUCUUUUGAUGUUGUGAGAGAAUCUGUCCUUCAUCUGAGAGACAAACUGGAGGAUUUCUGCAAAGAGGAGCUGAAGAAGAUCUCUGACAGAGUCACUUUCACCAACAUUGUUCACUGGACCAGGAUCGACUUCCUACAAUAUUUGCAUCCGAUCUCUCUGGAUCUGAACACAGUGUAUAAAUGCCUCUGUCUGUCUGAGGGGAACAAAGUGAUUACUGGCACGUUCAACGUCCAACCGUAUCCUGAUCAUCCAGACAGAUUUGAUGUGUGUCAGGUGUUGUGUAGAGAGAGUGUGUGUGGACGCUGUUACUGGGAGAUUGAGUGGAGUGGGAAUGGUGUGCGUAUAUCAGUGUCAUAUAAGAGCAUCAGCAGGAAGGGACAGGGUAAUGAGCGUUUGCUUGGACGUAACAAUCAGUCCUGGAGUUUAGACUGUUCUCCAUCUAAAUGCUCAUUCUAUCACAAUAACAUAGAGACUGAACUCCCUGUAGAGUCCAUCAGCAUUAGAAUAGGAGUGUAUGUGGAUCACAGUGCAGGAACUCUGUCCUUCUACAGCAUCUCUGGAGACACAAUGAGCCUCAUCCACACAGUCCAGACCACAUUCACUCAACCGCUCUAUCCUGGGUUUUAUGUUCGUUAUGGAUCAUCAGUGAAACUGUGUUGAUGAAUCAGAAUAGACUGUAGAGAGAUUCUACCUAUAAUGCUUUUAGCUGCAUGAUAAAUCAUCAUGUCAGAAUAAAUACGUGUAAUGAAUCCUCAUAUAGACGGUAAGAUCAGUGUUUGAGUCAUGAUGAGUGACGGUGUGUAUCUGUGCUUUUCUCAAGCUCUAUUUGUGUUGAUGGAAAUCACAGUCAUCAAGUUGUUAUUGUAAUGUCACAUAAAUCAUUUUAAUAUUACUGUUAAAAUUACCUUCCAACUGAAAUGAUUACACACAGGAUUCAUUCAGAAGUAUCAUUCAAUAAAAAAUUUUUAUUUGUUGUAAAAUUGAUGUCAAUUUAUUAAUAAAUGUGACAUAUAUAAACCCAUAUCUGAUCAUACUGUACUGUACUACUGUAAACUCUUGAUCAGUGAAAAUAUGAGCACAAUUAGUCUAAUCUAAUCCAGUUUGCUUUAAAUAAACCUCCUCCUUGUCACAGUC